CACACUGGAGUAUUUAAACAUAUGACCUAUGCGUAAAAGGAUUGUAGAUACGUCAACGCGUGAAAAGUCGUUUAAUAAAUAGUAAACAUGUGAAAUGAAGAUCUGUGUGAUUCAAUUUGGAUAUGUGCCAUGUUUUCAAGCGGUUAAAUGCUUAAAGCUCCUUAUGAAAAAUAAUUACAGUGAAAAUAGCAAUGGUCAACUGUCCAACGCGAAUCGUAGAUCGUUACGGGCAUGAAAACGUGUGACAGUUUGUGACUCAAUUUUGUCUAUGUAUUGGCUGUGGUGUGUUUAAAUUUAGCGAAUAUACAGUAGUGAGUUAAAAUGGGGAAAGAUCAGGAUUUAAUUUUAGCGGUGCGAAAUCAGGAUUUAUCCUUUUUGAAUAAAUAUUUGCAGAGGCCCAACAAAUCUACCUCCAAACAAAAGCAUAGGGGUUCUGCCAAGAAGUUGAAUGUGAACUACCAGGAUGGAGAUGGCAUGUCCGGUCUGCACCAGGCUGCGCUGAUGGGUCACACAGAGAUCAUGGAGAUCCUGCUGCAGAAUGGGGCCAGUGUCAACCUCAAGGACAACAAAGGAAUGAUAGCCCUGCACUACGCUGCCUGGCAGGGCAAGACGGAGCCGGUACAUCUACUUCUCGACUGGCAGUCACCAAGCAACGAGGCUGCUCAUGGUGGAGAGACCCCACUACAUCUGGCCUGCCAACAUGGACACUUUGACGUGGUGAACCUGCUGUUGCUGCACCAGGCAAGCCCCACGAUGCUGAACAAGGACAGGAAAUCUGCACUCCACCUUGCCUGUGAAUUCGGCAGAUACAGGGUGGUAGACCUGCUGUUGAGAAGCAACCUGUGUUCCCAGCUCCUGGUGGACAGUCACAGUGACAUGACGGAGCACACCACCACCUGCCUCCACCUGGCAGCCAAGAACGGACACAGCGAAAUCAUCAGGCUGCUGUUGCAAGGCGGUAUGAACAUCAACCGAGUCACUCUGCAAGGCACAUGUCUGCAUGAAGCGGCGCUCUUCGGAAAAACUGAUGUCGUCAAGUUACUUCUGGAUUGCGGUGUCGAUGUGAACAAAGUGAACUCCUAUGACCAGACAGCCCUGGAUAUCGUCAACAAGUUCACUAGCAAUAAGGCCUCAAAAGAAAUCAAGCAACUUCUAAAAGAGGCCAGUUUCAGUGUACAGGCUAAGGCAGUGAGAGACCAUUGCAACAUACAUGAACCCUACAGCCUCACCUUCAGGGAUGGCGAUCUCAUCAAGAUUGUUGAGCAGAGGCAGGAUGGGAUGUGGCGCGGUUCCGUGCUCCGGGACGGCUGCUCCGGUAAACCUGGGUGGUUCCCAGCAGAUCAUGUGGUGCUUAUAGACAACUCAGCAGGAAAGCGGAACCUCUUAGUACACAGUCACUUGUAUUCCACUCCCCCUAUCACGCCCGACAAACUCUCGAGUCGCUCUAGUAGCGUCGGUAGCUUCACUUUCAAUGGAUUCCGCACGCCCCUGACUUCCAGUCGCAGUUCCUAUGGGAGUAUCGGACACGACGAGGCCUUCCCACCCCCUCCCUCACCAACUUGCAUGACUAAAUUUGAGCAUGUAAACAAUCACAAAGAGAACACAGAUGCAACUGAAGUAAUCAGUCUCAGCCCUGAAUUUCCCCCACCCCCCAUUUGUGUGACCCAGUUUCCAGAAGAUUUGGAUGAGGACGGCAAGGAGUUGUCACCCAUGCCCCUGCCCCCUCCCCCAUCCUACCAGAAUCUCGUCAACAAUAACAUGCAACAGCCUGUGAAUGGCAAGGUGAUUGUGAACCAUGUGAACCACGUAGGGGAGCACUGCUACGUGGACAACAUAGAACCUGCCUACCAGAACUCCUGGGACAUGCACGCCUCAAGCCCUGGGGGCAGCAACCGCAACAGUGCGGCCAGCAGCGACAGUGGGCGGGGUCUUUCCACAAACUACCUCGACCCUAAGGGUCACCAUAACUACGUGAACGUGCAUGUGAACAACCAGUACCGUCUGUCUGGCACGAGUUACGAGUCAGGGGUCUCCUCUAGACAAAGCUACCACAGCACAUCGAGUUCGAGUGUUGGAAGUCUCGACAGACUCGAGGAGAGUGGGUACUCAAGUCAGAUCAACGUGGCGGAACUCUUCCAGGCUGGCGUGCCGGUAAGAACAGAAUCUGACCACGAAGUUCUACGAGCAUGGUUACGGGACCUGAACUACGAGGAAUACUACCAGAACUUCGUGGGAGCUGGCUACGACAUGCCAACCAUCACCCACAUGACCCCGCAGGAUCUUACCGCCAUUGGGAUCUCCAAACCUGGCCACCGAAAGAAACUAAAGACCGAGAUCGCCCGCCUCAAUAUUCAUGAUGGGAUCCCAGACUUUAAACCAAACGACCUCUACGAUUGGCUGAGAAUGUUGAAUCUGGAGCAGUAUUACAAUACACUGGCCAAUCAAGGCUAUGACAACAUUGACUAUGUGAUAGACAUUACAUGGGAGGAUUUGGAAGAAAUAGGAAUUCAGAGAUUAGGCCAUCAGAAGAAGAUAAUGUUGGCCAUCGAUCGACUGAAGAGAAUUCUCUCUGGCUCAAAGCGAUUGUCCACUGUGGAUGGCCGAGAUGCAGGGGAGGUGUUAGAGCCCCCCAUGGCAUGUGUUCGCUGGUCCGGGGAAAGGUCAUCCCCACCCCCUCCGGCUCCACCCCAGUAUAAUGAGCUGCCUGCGUAUCUCAAACCUCGGCGAUCUUCAUCAGGUGACAGUCUAAGUACAAACAGCAGUGGGGAAAUGAAGUCAAUGAAUCAGCAUCUGGAGUCAGAGUAUGCCAACACCAACAGCAUGCAACCAAAACCACCAUCUGUGGUGCCCAUAUUGGUCAAGCGGUCAAUGUCACAGUCCGCGCCAAACGGAAUAUCUGACACAGACCCAGUUACAGGACAGAAGAUGUGUCAGUCAUUCCAUGCACCACCAGAUAGAACGUCCGACUAUUCUGAUCGUGAAAGCACGCCAACUGGGGACAGCAUUGAGCACAUGUCAAGGUCACCGGUUACCAGCAGUGCCCAAGUGGCCCCACUUGUUGCGGCCAAGCCUAAACCGGUAGCCAUGAUUAUUGCCAAAGCAAAGCAGUCGAGUAGGGAAGGAUCACCCGACAUUAUUGACGUUGAAAAGCAUGAGGCUGAACGUAAUAUGGACGGGUAUAAGAGCCCUGUGAAGAAUUUGGAAGGUUUUAAAUAUCCGUUGGCAAGCAACGGCAGUUUGAAACGCAGGACAGGGGAGCAUAUUUACGAUAUCCCUCAGUUGGGACCGCCUAGGACUGUGAGCAAUUACGUGAAUUAUCCAACCAUGUCGGUUCAGCCGAACCCAAGUAGCCCCCUGCACGUCAGCACGGGCUUUAACUACAGUCAGCAGGCAGGCUCACCCCAGUCAUCACAACAGAACUCGCCCGGAGCCCGCAAUAAGAAGGCUCCUCCACCACCACCCAAACGCACAGCGUCCAUCAAAUCGAUGGAAAUUGCUCAUGGUAACAGAAACAGUGGCCCUUCUCUUAGUCUUAGCACAGCUUCCACUACUAGCCCUAGGACUUCUGUUCUAUCGCCACCACCUAUUCAGCAGAAACCACAAGUUGCCCAGGCCCAGGCAUUUGUUAACUGUGUUCAAAGUCUUUCUGAACGCUUCGGGAAAAUGAGUGAGGAGAGUGGUUCAGGGGAUGGUGUGAGUUCGGAUAGCGAAGAACUGCCCCCUGCGCCUCCAGUUGCUAUGGAAAUAAUAGAGCCAAAGAUUUCUAAUUAUGGACUUUUGGGUAAGAACGAUAAGGCAACUUCGGGAGAGUAUAUGCUUCAGCAGAGACUCAAGAGGGAAAGUUCAUCAAGUGCUAGUCCUGGGAAUAACAGUGUUGAAAGUGCGUUUGGAGUUAAGUUACGGCAGGCUUCACAAAUGCAGACUUUGGCGAAUGAAAUAUCAAUAAAGCAACAAAGUACAACCAGCACUCCGUCAAACAUUCAUUUGCCAGAACCCAUUGUAGCCAGUGCUAACACUCAGAAUGCUCAAGAACGUGUUCAGAACACAGACUCUGUAAGUAAAGACAGUGCAAAUGGUACCAAAGACGUUAAUAAACCCAAUGGCACUGAUAAACAUCGCAAAGACUCAACGAGUAGCGGUGAGCUCAGUUCCUCCACCUCUAGUUUAGACUCUAAUACGUUACCUUUUGCCAAUGAGAAUGUGGGCACUAUAAAACAGCGGGCCCAGCAGGUUAAACCCUCUCUAGUCAUGUUCAUGGAGGAUGGUGCCCAACCCCCUGAGGAUACCCAGGGAGGGGACGUAUUUGCUGACAACACUGACACCAUGCGCAGGGUACCCAACAAGCUGCCAAAACCACAGCAACCAGCAGUGCAGCAUUUACAGCAGCAACAAACUGUGCCAGCUAAACCUCAGUCACCCCAAACACAGAAUCAAACUUUAAAAUCGCAACCGCAGCAGCAACAACAACAACAGCAAAAUUGCAUUGGUGUUCAAAGACCUCAGCAACAGCAGCAGCAACAACAGCAGCAGUAUAAUGCCAGUGUAACUGCUUCGUAUGCCCCGAGUGCUCAAGCAGUUUCCCAGGGACAAGGUUCAACGCAGCAGUCCCCUACAAAGAAACCUGGACCAAAGCCAGCUGUGUCGCCAAAACCUCAGCCUAAAGGCCAAGCAGCCCAGGGUGGGGCAAAUGGCAAGCGGUCUGGGGACGUGUUGUCAGAGAUAGACAACAUGCUGCAAGGACUGACGGACGAACUGGAUGCCAUGUUGGAGUUUGAACUGACAGAGUGAGCCACCAGAGCCCCCUUUGAGUGACUACAGCUGACAGAAAUGCGUUGGAAAGUGUCAGUGUCACGGUGUAAAACGUGCAUUCAUUGCUUUUUGGUAAACAUGAAUGCCAGUCAACAUUAGUGUCAUGCUGAAGAAAACAAAAAGGGAAGAUUCAAAUUUGGAUUUACACUAAUUGGAACUUGCUUAACAUGGACAGAAAGUGUGCAUUUUCCUUCCAGCUUGAUCCUACCAGUAUGGCUGUUGAGUUAUAUGAUAAGUCAUGGUUUGAAGUAAAUUGUAGCAACUACCCAGUUAAGGUGCCAAUACUGCUCAUUCAGGGUUUUCAAUUCGUGGUAAACUGUGAUACGACUGAGCUAGUCAGGGUGGGUGUGAGGGUCGAGGUCAGAGUGAAACCAUGGUACCCUAGUGACUUCCUUGCCAAGUGUAUCGAGAACAAGGUCUGAAGAAGCAAAGGCAUUAUUAUUUGAGUAUACAUGAGACAGUUUCUGGAAAAACUGGGCUAAAUUCAUGUGCGCAUAGAUAGGCCAGAAUAAUCUAUGCAGUCACUGGCUUAACUAGGACAACGCUUUCCACUGAGAUUGAAUUUUCUUUUAGAGGAGACUUUCAUUUAAACAAAAGAUGUCUUUAAAGUGAAAACUAUACUUUUUGGACAUGCAUUAAGGCCAUUUUUGUGGAACCAGGUCCAAUAUGUAUUUGAGCAUUGACCGACUUCCACAGUACAUGAAGAUUACAAGAGCAAGUGAUUGUCUUUAUUAUUGUUAUGCUGACAGCAAUCUAACUGAAAAAAAACAUGUUUUCAUCACAAAUGUUUUUUCAUACUGAUGUUUAUUAUAUGUUGUAAAAUGUACUACACUAGUUACAUUUUGUUUCUAUUGGUCGUUUUGUUUAUAUCAAAACAGAUUGAAAAAAAAUCAUCAGAGCAGGCUAUUAAGAUUUUUCAUAUAAGAUCAUUGCUUAGGGGAGAUUUUUGUCAGAACAUAACGGAAAUGCAGGUUUUGAUGGUCUUUUACAAGAAAGCAGCUUUGUAUCAGGCAAUAAACGCGCUGGCAUUUAAUCAUAGGGCCUUGAUUGGAGCUUCUGAUAUGUUCUUGUAAACUUCUAUGUUCUUAUCUCCACAAGUGGAGAUAAAGGAAGGAACUAAACGAAGGAUGUACCUCUUAUAUCUCAGCACACAUUCAAUUUUUUUUAUCUUGGGGAUGAUUUUGCUAAAGUUUAAACCUGAGGCUGUCGGAGGCAUCAUCCACAACUUGUAACGAUUUUAGCAUCACUUAUAUGCGAUAAGAUGGCAGAUGGAUAUUUAUUUGCAAAUGUCCGUUUCUUGAUUAGCUAUUAAAUUUAGUGCUUAAAUGAAAGCAAUUUAUUGAACAUGCCAGCCAGUUUGAUGAAAUCUCUGAAAUGUAUGUUACUUUAUUUUGUGAAUAUUUGACAAUAUUUAUAAGCUUAAACGAAUAAUAUUUCCACACAAACAAAAAUUAUGAAUUUUUAAACCAAUUAAUUGCAUGUUUAUUUAAAUACUUAAUGCAAAAAAGGGGCGUAUGCCAUACAUGGCCAGAUCAGCCUGCACAGUGAGACUAUAUGAAUGUGCAGGCUGGUCUGGAGCUAGGCUGGCUGCAUAUGACCUAAGACCUAUGUUUGAAUGAAGCUACUGGUUUACCAUAUUGCUGUACUUUAAAAAUGAAAAAUGCAUUAAUGUUAUUUCAUAAUGUGAAAAGCCUUUAGAUAUUCAUUUUAAUGUCUUAUCUGCUGUGGAUUAUCCUUGGUGUCGGGCAAAUGCUAUAAGUCAACAAAUCCAGUUAAAAAUAAAGAGGAGAAAAAUAUACGCUGCUAGAUCAACAUAAAAAAUUAUUAUUUCAUAGAUUACAAAUAGGAUUUAAAUUUAUUGGCAAAAUGAUGAUGAUUGUCUAUGAAGAUACCUACAGACCUUCUUUUUUCCUAUUUUUUUAAAUAGGAUGAUAAAAUAGGCAAAACUGUACAGUCAAAUAGCUAUUCUUCAUCUUGUGAAAUUGCAUAGCUGUUCUUCAUUUGUUGAAAAUGCGUCUGGGAAAUUGGCCAUGUGACGCAAAUACAACUGUCUGUUUUCAUUUGUGGAGUUCAUUUCAGAAUUAGAAAGUCAAAUAUUUGGUUCAGAGGUUUUAAUUAAAGUAGGAACAAACAUUGAAUGAAUACAUUUCAAUACAAAAUGAGAGGUUCAAAUUUGUGGCAGUUAUACACAAGAUCGAAAUUCUGCACCACAUAAAACAUUGAUCCGUUCAGGUCAAUGAGUACCUAGUUAAUGGACUGAUUAUACAAUUUUAAAUGCUUAUAAAUACAAUAUUUAAAGAAUAUGUUCACCCUUCUUGAUAGUUUUUCUUCUGUUUUUUUUAAGAUGGGAAAUUAUUGUAACUAUUUUCUACCAACCUAGAGUUACUUACACCAAACAUGAAUUUAUUAGUGAAACUUGCUUGUGGUAAUCAUUAGUAUUUCAAUCCUACAUCUCAUCCAAUAUGCCUGUUGGGAACUCAUUGAUAUCCUAUCUUUCGAUUUCGAAGAAUGGAUAUUGAAAUGUUAGAGCCAUGUUGUAUGAUAUAGUAUUUAACAGCAUCUCUUCAAUUACAAAUAAUUGUUGUGCACACUUAUGAUGAAUAAUGGUUACACAUUUUGCUUAAAUUUUUUUAAUGAAGCCAUGUUUCAUAGUUUUCUUUAAAAUCGACUUAUUAUGCUUAUUCAGAAAUUCUUUGUGAAGAUUUGUUUUUGAAGUCUGCCAGUUUGACUGAUUGUAAAUAUUUUGACUGAAGAUAGUGUUAACAGACCUUUUAAAACUUUCAUCUACAUGUAUGUAACAUUGCUAGAAAUCAAUUAUUCAUGCAUCUCUUGUAUUCACUGCAUAUUUUAACCUGUAAUAUUGUAUAUUAUGUAUAUAAGUCAUGUAAACUGUUGUAAAUAAUUAUUUAUUUAAUUGUUACAGAUCAAAUGUGUUUUAGCGAUUUUACCUGGUGGAGUUUCACUGUUUUCUAAUGUGCUUUACAUUUUUUUAAAUAUUUUAUAAUCAUUUGAGCGGUGUUCUGUGAAAACCUGGCUUAAUGCAUGUGGGUUAGUGUGGUCCUAGAUUAACAUGUGGGUUAGUGUGGUCCUAGAUUAACAUGUGGGUUAGUGUGGUCCUAGAUUAACAUGUGGGUUAGUGUGGUCCUAGAUUAACAUGUGGGUUAGUGUGGUCCUAGAUUAACAUGUGGGUUAGUGUGGUCCUAGAUUAACAUGUGCUGUCCACACUGGCAAAUCAGGCACAUAACUUAUCGUUUUUAUGAAAUAUUUCUUUAGAAGGAUGUUUAUGCGUAACCAAAAUCCAGUUUAAACUUAACACUCAUGUAUUAAGCCCAAAUUUCCCGAAGCAAGGCUCAUUUGGGCAUAUGUAUUAAUAUGCUUUUAUUUCAUAUCUUUUCAUUACACUCUUUAUUAUCAUUAGACAAUUGUCAGAACAAACAAAGAAAAUAUUAAUACUGUUUCUGUUAAUAAAAGAAGCUCACAGAAGUUCAUAAUAGAUUGAUUAUGAUAGCAUUCUGCAUUUAAUGUUCAUUUCCUAAAUUUCAACCAUGUUAUUGAUGUUUGAAUACUGGACUGUGUUUAUUGUCUUUUAAUAUGACCUCCAGCAAACUAAAUAAACACAUUUUCUCCUAAGUCUUCUAUAUUGAUAAAAUGUUGAAAUCAGGUCAUAUUGCAGCUAUGGCAUAAUUACAUGUAUGUUGAUUUCUCAAAUGAAUUUACAAUUCUUUACGAAUAUAAUUAUUACAAGCGGAUUGUUAAAAAAUAUUGCAUCUUGUUAAAAUUUUAUUUAAAUUGAUUUUUUCUCUACCAAUACAAAUCAUAAUUUCACUGAUAAGUAUAUAAUAACAUCUGGCCAUUAUAAUAAUCAAAAUCCAAUUCAACUUAAUCAUGGUUGAGUAUUUGUUAUUGGAUUGUGUUUCCGGUUUAUCUCCAGAUUACACUCACAAGGGAGACAACCAUUUUUAUUACAGAAAUUGUAUAACAAGUAUGCCCUUUCUUGAGAUAUUAAGCAAAAAGGAAUGUCAAAAUAAUCUCGACUGUUCUCCAGCAAUAUAUAUUGAAACCUUUCAUGGAAUGAGAAUUCAUCUAUUUAUUUGGAGUUUUCUAUGGGACAGAAAGUGUGCAGUUUGUUAUACUGGUGCAUUGUCCUAUUUAUUCCAUUAAUAUUUUUGGAAACUACAUCUGCAUUGAACUAGUCACUGUAGAAGCUUUAAUUAUUUCAAUUCUACUGGUAUUCAGCAUUUUCAAUGUUCUUAUAAUCAUUUUAUAAUCGGGUGCAUAAUAUACUUGUGUUUCUUUGAAUGCAUCAACCAAACCGUUUCAUUUUUAUUAUGCUCCCCCAAAAUUUAUUUUGGGGAGAGCAUAUAGUCGCCGCUUUGUCUGUCCGUGUUUGCGUCUGUCUGUCCGUCCGUGCACAAUUUUUGUCUGGGCUAUUUCUCAGCAACUAAUGACUGGAAUUCAAUGAAACUUUAUGGGAAGCUUCACUACCAAGAGGAGAUGUGCAUAUUAUCAGCGGGUUUUGGUCGGAUGAUUUUUCACAGAGUUAUGGCCCUUUGAAAUUUUCUAUAAAAAAAUUAUUGUCCCCCCAACUACUGUGCCCUCAAGACGUUUCCUUUUAUCUGAAUAUAUAGUGCAAUAUUGUGACAAGAAAAAUCUUUGGGGAGCUUCACCCGUCUCUGACAGUUUCUUGUUCUCACUGUGACUGACUGCCACUGUUACAUGGGCCUAUUAGUAACAUAUCUUAAAGACUUAGGGCCUUGUUUUAAUCCUGUAUCUAUUACCUAUAUUGCAUUGAAAAGUCUCCCUCUAGUUCAUUUUUCUAUGGGAGAAAAAAUAAUUGUGUUGUUUGGAAAGACAUUGAAAGCAUUCAAUGGGAAGGGAUAGAACUGGGACCUCAUUGUUGAAAAGGGACACCAUAUCCAUGUUAGCACAUGAUGGGCCCUUUAAACACUGGAUGGGGUCAUUCAAACUGAUAAAAUUGGGAAUGCAUAUAUAUGAUGUUUAUUGACACAUUGCUUAAGAUUGAUUGCCACAUAUAUUGAUCUUAAUUGAAACAUAUGGAGGAUUGUGUGUGAAACAAUGGUAUCUGAAAUAGAAAUAUUCCCACGGUACUACAGUUUCAAUAUCUUCUUUCCAUGUUUAGUUUUAAUAUUUAUUGCAUUGUGCAAUAUUGAGUGAAUGUUCUGUCGUACACCAAGGUCUGAGCUGGCAUAAUGUAUAACUUACUGUUUACUGUUCACGUUGUGUUGUUUUGUGCUAUUUUUGUGUUUGUUAAUUACCAUAGUUGAGAUAUUUGUUUCUGACGGACAUAAGCAAGAAAAUGAAAAUAAAUAUCUUAGAAAUCUA
Dreissena polymorpha is the source of this 10152-nucleotide messenger RNA. Its product is annotated as caskin-2-like. The record is from RefSeq and is a predicted model, not a curated record. Gene Ontology annotation, molecular function: protein binding. NCBI's taxonomy places the organism in Eukaryota, Metazoa, Mollusca, Bivalvia, Myida, Dreissenidae. The transcript has 21 exons. The coding region runs from base 322 to 4788 and encodes 1488 amino acids.